AUGGCAGGUACUGUGCGGGGCGGGGAGGGGGCAACCGGGCUCUCGCCCCUUCGCAGCUGCCUGAGCCGGAGGAGGGAGACCCGCCGGAGUGUCGGACGAGGACCUGAGAGAUCAGGGUUCAAAUACCCACUCAAUCAUAACUCCCCCUGCCCCACAGAUGAUGCAACAGUGUUUUGGAGGCAGAUGGAAGAUAGCCGAGUGGACUUGAUAUUUGAGCAAGUGCAGAAGGUGCUUUGGUCUCUGAAGCAGAAGAUCAAGGACAGAACUGCAACAGAUGAAGAGUACUGCCAAGCUUUGGCAUUUGUGAAUCAAGUGGAUAUGACUAACUUCCUACCUCUGACAAAUGUAAGCAGUGCUGUUAUUGAAGAAGAUAUGCAGAAAUUUGAGCCUGUUUUACAUCCUUCUGCCUCAAGUGAAAUUAUAGAAAAUCCUGGAGAUGAUUUUUCUUUAAGAAUGGAGAUAAAGGAGGCGAUAGAUUCAAGGAGUAAAGGCGAACUUACAGAAGUGUCUUCCAAAUUCCCCUAUGAGGAUCAUGUCUGCUCUAAAGAAUGUCUUGCCAAAAGGCCAUGGAAUUCAUACAAGGAUGAAAACCCUCUUAAUCUGCCAAUGCUGUUUCGCUUCCAAAGAUGGCAUGCCAAACCAGAUUCUGUGUCAAAGUCACACAAUGUUAUAUACAAAGCUCCUUGUGGAAGGAGUCUGAGAAAUUUUCAAGAUGUUCAGAAUUACUUGUUUCAGACAGAGUGCACUUAUUUAUAUUUAGAUCACUUUUCUUUCAAUACCUAUGUACAGGUAUUUAGAAGCAAUCCUAGUUGCCAGCCCUUUGUGUUUGAUUUUGAUAUCAGCAACGGGGCAGAGACAAUACCAGUUUCUUUCUGUAAUGACAUAGACCACGAUCGACUACCUUACUUUAAAUAUCGGAAGGUCUCUUGGCCCCAUGGAUACUUCUUGAACAAUUUCUCCAGCAUGUUUUUUGACUCAUGCAGUUGCACAGAUGGCUGCACAGACAGGACAAAAUGUGCAUGUCUGCUUCUUACUGAAAGAAACUGCCAUGAAGCUUCUGUGUCUUCAGGAAAAGAAGCAUCUAAUGGAUAUAUUUAUAAAAGACUCGAUGGACCUGUGCCCAGCGGAAUUUAUGAAUGCAGUGUGUUAUGCAGCUGUGACAAGAUUAUGUGCCAGAACAGAUUAGUGCAGCAUGGUCUUCAGGUUCGGCUGCAGGUCUUCAAAACUGAAAAGAAGGGCUGGGGAGUCCGUUGCCUUGAUGACAUUGACAAAGGAACUUUCGUUUGUACAUACUCAGGCAAACUGAUGAGCAAAGAUGAAUCCAGGGAACCUAAAGAUAAAGGUGGUGAGGUUAAAGAGGAAGGUACAGAGAAUGGUGACAGAAGCCACACUUUAUUUAAAAAAAGGAUAAAACUGGAUAUACUCUAUUCUGAUUCAGAGACUGAAGUUAUCCAAACCACUAGGAAGCAAAAAUAUUUGCCUGUAAAAGGUGAAGAUCAGCAAAGUGUAAUUCAGAGUUAUCAAAGCUACAGCUGUAACAGUACUUACGAAGCUGUUACAAGACCGAAAACUCGAACACCUGUUCUUCAGGAACAUCGGCGGCAACUAGGAAUUGCUGGUGCCAGUUCAGAUGAGGAUGGAAGUUCUGUGUGUCAGGAACCAGCAAGAAGUAAAGUAACUACUGCAGCCAAGAAAGGAGAUGGAAAAUCAAGUCUACAAGAAGAGCUUGGUGAAAUAGUGAGCACCGUACAGUCUGAAGGUAGUGUAGACGGCCUUUCCAACACCACUUUGAGCAGUAAGCCAGCUGUGCAAGAUGACAGAGUGAUUAAAAAAAAAAGCAAGGACCUAUUCUGGACUCAAGACACACACAAGAAAAGUUUCAAGAGAGGGAGGGGAGAAUCUGAUCACAAAAAGCAAGCAACGGAAGAUAGCAAGGCAUUCCCAAAGAAUAAGGAGAGCCCAUGUUUGCUGGAUGCAACCAAGGAAGGCAACGUGGGCAGAUUUCUUAAUCACAGCUGCUCCCCUAAUCUGUUUGCACAGAGUGUAUUUGUAGAGAGCCACGACAGAAAUUUCCAGUGGGUGGCAUUCUUCACAAACAGGCAUGUAAAGGCUGGAACAGAACUCACAUGGGAUUAUGGCUAUGAAGCUGGAAGCAUGCCUGAGACAGAGACUACCUGUCAGUGUGGUGCUCAUAAGUGCAGGAAAAAAAUAUUAUAUGGUACUUCGAGUCCGCCUCAUCAAGCGUCCAUUUCGUCGAACAUCCGUGGCAAACCCGGAAGCAGUGAAGCCUCCCUGCGGGGUUUCUGUCGCCGUGUUGGCCUCGCCGGGGAGGACCUCGCCCCGCCUCCGCCCGUGCGCGCGCAGCGGGAACGCCCUCCGCCGGUGACGUCACCCGGGCCUUGCGGAAAAGGCGCUGCGGGAGGCGCCGCUGGGGCCGCUGCCGAAGGUGACUUUGCUAAACUAACUUGGAUAAUGGCAAAGAUGGUAAGGAGACAGUGUGCAUUUUGCCCAGACGAUGAAGAAUGUGCCAUUAUGUAUGUUGCUGAAGGACAGAACCUUGCAGUUCAUCAAGAUUGUUUGCUAUAUUCCUCCGGAUUUGUGGAAUCUGAAGAACAUAACCCUGAGAAUCUCGAUAUAAGGUUUGAUGUGGCUUCAGUAACGAGUGAAAUAAAAAGAGGAAAGAGGCUGAUAUGCAAUUUCUGUCGCAAGAAAGGAGCCACUGUUGGCUGUGAAAUAAAAAACUGUCGCAGAAGUUACCAUUAUUUCUGUGCUUUGUGUGAUGAUGCUGCAAUAGAAACGGAUGAAAUUCAAGGCAUUUACCGAGUGUUCUGUCCAAACCAUGACCCAGUCAAGAAGACAAGCUUUUAUGCUAUCUUAUUUCUAGAUGAGGACAGCAAGAAGGGACGACUCCCAAUCCUAAUGAACUCAUCCUGCAGUAGAAAAAAAAUGAAUGAUAAUGAAACCGUUGCAGAAGAGAGCCUACAACAGGUCCUGAAGAGAAAAAAUGACCAGCAGAAAGUAAGGAUAGACUUUUUAAGGAAGUGUAAACAGGCUGGGCUUCUUGAUGAAAUCUUUGAGGAAAUGUUAGACACUCUUCACCUUGCGCAGGAAAAGCUGAUGGAUGACAACACUUCUGAAGCAGAAUAUGAAGAAACAGUAAUGUCACUUUUUGACUGUGGCCUUUUUGAAAAUAUACUUGCAACGGCUCACUCUGGAACUGAAGAAAAAAUUCAGCAGCUACUGCACACACGGAAAAGACUGGAUACUCAGAUUGAGCUUCUGAAAGAUUUGAAGGAAGUAGUACUACCUGCCCCAGAAGACACAGCUAGUGUAUCUAAUAGUAUCUCUGAACAACCUGCAUACUUUCUGUAAUACUUGAUCAUGAUUUCUCCUAUCUGGUUCUUGCAUAAAAUCAACUUUCCAGUUA
Molecule: messenger RNA, 3427 nt
Organism: Lacerta agilis (Sand lizard)
Lineage: Eukaryota; Metazoa; Chordata; Lepidosauria; Squamata; Lacertidae
Product: histone-lysine N-methyltransferase SETDB2-like
Exons: 24
Coding region: 1-3372 (1123 amino acids)
Biological process (GO): negative regulation of gene expression; heterochromatin organization
Cellular component (GO): nucleus
Molecular function (GO): zinc ion binding; protein binding; histone H3K9 methyltransferase activity
Source: RefSeq, a predicted model, not a curated record